Messenger RNA from Cornus florida, 2350 nucleotides. RefSeq names its product phragmoplastin DRP1C. The transcript is spliced from 16 exons. Gene Ontology annotation, molecular function: GTP binding; GTPase activity; microtubule binding. Bases 244 to 2082 code for a protein of 612 amino acids. NCBI's taxonomy places the organism in Eukaryota, Viridiplantae, Streptophyta, Magnoliopsida, Cornales, Cornaceae. The record is from RefSeq and is a predicted model, not a curated record. Gene Ontology annotation, cellular component: microtubule; membrane; cytoplasm.
UUUUCCCGGGAAAAAAAAGUAGGUUCCAAAAUUUUAGAAAAGUUGAUUUUGCAACCACCUCGUCUUCAACCGUUUUCCGUCUCUCUCUCUUACAUUCAUCUAAAUCUGAGAUUUCAAUAUCUGCAUCUGAAGAAGUUCUGGAUCCACUAACAUUAUUCUAUUUCCAUUCUCUCCUUUUAUUCUUCGUAUUUUACACAAAACUCAGGUCAGAUCAGAUCAGAUCUUCACCGCAUUCGAUCCAUAAUGGCAAGAUUGGAGAGUUUGAUCGGACUCGUCAAUAGAAUCCAACGAGCCUGCACUGUCUUGGGUGAUCAUGGAGGCCAAGGAAUGUCCCUCUGGGAAGCUCUUCCUUCGGUGGCCGUCGUCGGAGGCCAGAGUUCCGGGAAAUCGUCGGUGCUGGAAAGUGUCGUUGGAAGAGAUUUUCUGCCUCGUGGAUCUGGUAUUGUUACAAGGAGACCAUUGGUGUUGCAACUACAUAAGAUGGAAGGGGGAACUGAAUAUGCAGAAUUUCUUCAUGCACCAAAAAGGAAGUUUACUGAUUUUGCUGCUGUGCGUAAGGAGAUCCAAGAUGAAACAGAUCGUAUAACUGGGAAGUCUAAGCAGAUCUCUAAUAUUCCAAUUCACUUGAGCAUACAUUCUCCAAAUGUUGUAAACUUAACACUAAUAGAUCUGCCUGGGUUGACAAAGGUUGCCGUGGAAGGACAGCCAGAGACUAUUGUUGAAGAUAUUGAUAACAUGGUCCGUUCUUAUGUUGAGAAGCCCAAUUGCAUUAUAUUGGCCAUUUCUCCAGCAAAUCAAGAUAUUGCCACUUCUGAUGCUAUAAAGCUUGCAAGAGAAGUUGAUCCUAGUGGUGAAAGAACAUUUGGAGUGGUAACAAAACUCGAUCUGAUGGACAAGGGAACCAAUGCCCUGGAUGUUCUUGAAGGAAGAUCAUACAGGCUUCAACAUCCCUGGGUUGGAAUUGUGAACCGUUCACAAGCUGAUAUCAACAAGAAUGUUGACAUGAUUGCUGCUCGUCGAAAGGAGCAGGAAUAUUUUGAAUCUAGCCCAGAGUAUGGACACUUGGCACAUAAAAUGGGCUCGGAGUAUCUUGCAAAACUUCUAUCCCAGCAUUUGGAGACUGUUAUCAGGCAGCGGAUACCAAGUAUUAUUGCUUUAAUAAAUAAGACAAUUGAUGAGCUUAAUGCUGAGUUAGACCGUAUUGGCAGGCCUAUUGGUUCAGAUGGAGGGGCCCAGCUGUACACGAUUUUAGAAAUGUGCCGUGCAUUUGAUCGUGUAUUUAAGGAGCAUCUGGAUGGAGGGCGACCAGGUGGUGAUCGGAUUUACGGUGUUUUUGAUCAUCAACUACCAGCUGCUUUAAAGAAGCUCCCAUUUGAUCGUCAUCUUUCUCUACACAAUGUUAGGAAAGUUAUUGCAGAGGCAGAUGGUUAUCAACCGCAUUUGGUUGCUCCUGAACAAGGAUACAGGAGAUUAAUUGAUGGAUCUCUUGGCUAUUUCAAGGGCCCAGCUGAAGCCUCUGUUGAUGCUGUACACUUCAUUCUGAAAGAACUUGUAAGGAAAUCAAUUGCAGAAACACUGGAAUUAAAGCGAUUCCCAUCACUUCAAUCUGAUAUAGCAGCUGCUGCAAAUGAAUCAUUGGAAAGAUUUCGUGACGAAAGCCGGAAGACAGUUUUACGGCUGGUGGAAAUGGAGUCUACUUACCUGACAGUAGAAUUUUUCCGGAAGCUUCAACUUGAGCCAGAGAAGAAUUCAAAUCCAUCUGGUCCAUCUGGUCCAAAUUUGGACCGAUACUCGGAAAACCAUUUCAGGAGGAUAGGAUCAAAUGUCACAGCUUAUGUUGGUAUGGUUUGUGAUACACUUAAGAAUUCUAUCCCCAAGGCUGUCGUUUAUUGUCAAGUCCGAGAGGCCAAGAGAGCGCUGCUCAACCACUUUUAUGCUCAAAUUGGAAGGAGGGAGAAGGAGCAACUUGGUAAAAUGCUGGACGAGGACUCAUCACUCAUGGAAAGAAGAGAGACAAUAGCCAAGAGGCUUGAGCUGUACAAGUCAGCAAGAGAAGAGAUUGACUCGGUUGCGUGGAAGUGAUUGAUGGAUGCCCAAUCAUAAUUGAAUGAUCCAAACCAGGCAGGUGUAUCUCUAUCUUAACAGGCUAAUGGAUAUAUUCUUUUUGUAUACACAAUAACGAAAGGUCACACGUACUCGAGGAGCUUGGAGUUGGGCCGGCAUAAUUAACGUUUUUUGUUCCAUUGUUCCUAAUUGUUUUGCUCUUUUUUGAUUCAACAGCAUUCUGACUUCUACUGUGGAAGAUGUGCACAGUUUAAUGAUUAUUAUCAAUGGUUUUGCAUUCAGUUAA